AAUCAAACCCAACAGACGGAGGCUAACGGAGGUGUCUGGACUGUAUCUGGACCAAACCUUCUGAGGAGCGUAGAUUCGAUGGGGUGGCCCUUCCUUGCGAACGAAAAAGACGCUUUACUCUUGUGUAGAGGUACAUGAAAAUAUCGUUUCGAUCGGACAAAACUCCUCUCUCGCGCUCACCCAUUUUCUUCACCGUCUUCACGUUCUCAGAGGAGGAAAGGCCACCUCUUUUCCCCCAAAAAAAUCUGGACACAAAAGCGGGGAUCCUUUUUCUCUCUUUCGUUGUCUUCACUCCAGCAGCCAAUCUCUAUAAUCGGGUGGCGAGCGUUCCUCUUGAAAAUCCCAGCGUUUAUUUGCAAAACAUUCAAAACUCUAACAACGUGUUAUAGAAGUAACGAAAAGGUCGGAGCUUGAUAACUUCAGCUGCCUCGCAUUACGUUCGCUCGAUUGGAUUCUACUCCGUUCCCGUGAUUUCUCUCUUCGGUUUUGCUAGAUAUCGAGAAAUCCCUUCUGGGCCUGAGUGAUUUCUCCUCAAGAAUGGCGAAUUUUGGAAUAUUUUCCGACUCCAAGUCCACGGAAUCUGUGACCGUCAGCUUCAGAAUACCGUACUACACUCACUGGGGUCAGAGCCUGCUCGUGUGCGGCUCUGAGCCGGUGCUCGGAUCGUGGGAUGUGAAGAAGGGCGUAUUGUUGACUCCGUCUCACCACGGCGACGAGCUCAUAUGGCGUGGGAGUGUCACUCUGCCGAGGGGUUACACGAGCGAGUACAGUUAUUACGUGGUGGACGAUGGCAGGAACCUGUUGAGAUGGGAGAUGGGGAAGAAGCGCAGGUUGGUGUUGCCCGAGGGAGUGAAGGGCGGUGAUGUGGUGGAGCUUUAUGAUCUUUGGCAGACUGGUUCAGAUACUCUCCCAUUCAGAAGUGCGUUCAAAGAUGUCAUCUUUCGUAGAAGUUCAAGUGUGGGCAUAGAGAGACCCCUUGUAGUUCUUCAGAAUAAUUUGGAUGAAAUUGAUUCUGUCCUCAUUCAUUUUCGAAUAUGCUGCCCCAGUAUAGAAGAGGACACUGCAGUGUAUGUGAUAGGGAGCUGUUCGAAGUUGGGGCAGUGGAAGAUUCAGAAUGGAGUUAAACUUGGCCAUGCUGGUGAUUCAGUUUGGCAUGCUGAUUGUGUAGUCCAAAGAGGCGACUUUCCCAUAAAAUACAAGUAUUGUACAUAUGGCAAGGCAGGGAACAUUUCUCUUGAAGUCGGCUCUCAACGGGAACUUUCCCUCGAAUCCUCCGAAAGUCAACCAAGAUAUAUGUUCCUCUCUGAUGGCAUGUUUCGAGCAAUGCCAUGGCGCGGUGCUGGUGUUGCUAUUCCCAUCUUUUCCAUCAGAUCCGAAGAGGAUGUUGGAGUUGGGGAGUUUCUUGAUUUGAAGUUGCUUGUUGACUGGGCUUUUGAAUGUGGAUUUCACUUGAUUCAACUUUUACCAAUUAAUGAUACUUCUGUACAUGGAAUGUGGUGGGACUCUUAUCCUUACAGCUCACUUUCAGUAUUUGCAUUACAUCCACUUUACCUGAGACUGGGUGCUCUUUCGAAGAACAUACCUAAUGAUAUCAAGCAUGAUAUUUUGAAGGCCAAGGAGGAGCUGGAUAAGAAGGAUGUUGAUUAUGAAGCGACAAUGGCCGCAAAGCUUUCAAUUGCCAAGAAACUUUUCUCUCUUGAGAAGAAUUCAGUCCUUAAUUCAAGCAUCUUCCAAAAGUUCUUUUCAGAGAAUGAGGAAUGGUUGAAACCUUAUGCAGCCUUUUGUUUCCUACGUGACUUCUUUGAAACUUCUGAUCACAGCCAAUGGGGUCGCUUUUCCCAAUUUUCAAAGGAAAAGCUUGAUAAACUUGUCUCAAAAGAGAGCUUGCACUAUGACAUUAUAUGCUUUCACUACUACAUUCAAUUCCAUUUAGACUUGCAAUUGUCAGAAGCAGCUGGGUAUGCUAGAGAGAGAGGAGUGGUGUUAAAAGGAGAUCUGCCUAUUGGUGUUGAUAGAAAUAGUGUUGAUACCUGGGUCUAUCCAAAUUUGUUUCGGAUGAACACGGCAACUGGAGCGCCUCCUGAUUAUUUUGAUAAGAAUGGGCAGAACUGGGGGUUUCCUACUUAUAACUGGGAGGAAAUGUCGAAGGACAAUUAUGCUUGGUGGUGUGCCCGUUUAACACAGAUGGCAAAGUACUUCACGGCUUACCGAAUUGACCACAUACUUGGUUUCUUUAGAAUCUGGGAACUUCCAGAGCAUGCCAUGACAGGCCUUGUUGGUAAAUUUAGACCAUCAAUUCCUCUAAGUCAGGAAGAACUUGAACGAGAGGGAAUAUGGGACUUUAAUCGUUUGAGCAAUCCUUAUGUCCGGCAGGAAUUAUUACAGGAAAAAUUUGGAGAACCAUGGCCUCUUAUUGCUUCUAAUUUCUUCAAUCAAUAUGAGAAGCACCUUUAUGAGUUCAAGGAAGACUGCAACACAGAGAAGAAAAUUGCUGCAAAGCUGAAGUCAUUUGCUCAAAGGUCCCUGUUGGAAGAUGAAAAUAAGAUACGUCGUAAUCUCUUUGAUCUUCUACAGAAUAUAGUUCUUAUCAGGGAUCCCGAGGAUGCGAAGAAAUUUUAUCCUCGUUUCAAUCUGGAAGAUACAGCAAGUUUUAAGGACUUGGAUGAUCACAGCAAGAAUGUUUUGAAGCGAUUGUACUAUGAUUACUAUUUUCACCGGCAAGAUAACCUGUGGAGACAGAAUGCUUUAAAGACAUUGCCUGUCCUCCUGAACUCUUCAGAUAUGUUGGCUUGUGGAGAAGAUUUAGGCCUCAUCCCGUCGUGUGUACAUCCAGUAUGUCUCCCAAUUUCAUACGAAUACUUUCUAAUAAGGAGCUGUUGUAACUGUGACAUUAUCUCACAGGUUAUGCAAGAACUUGGACUAGUAGGUUUGCGCAUCCAGCGAAUGCCUAGUGAACCGGAUCUUGAGUUUGGUAUUCCUUCUCAGUACAGCUACAUGACGGUGUGUGCUCCUUCUUGCCACGACUGUUCUACGUUACGUGCUUGGUGGGAAGAAGAUGAAGAAAGAAGGCGUCGUUUCUCCAAAAAUGUGAUCGGUUCUGACAAGUUGCCCCCAAGUAAAUGUGUUCCUGAUGUUGCAUAUUUUAUUUUACGCCAACAUGUCGAAGCUCCAUCCAUGUGGGCAAUCUUCCCUCUUCAGGACUUGCUGGUGUUGAAAGAAGAAUACAUGACUCGUCCAGCAACCGAGGAAACAAUCAAUGACCCGACCAAUCCAAAGCACUACUGGAGAUACCGUGUACACGUGACGUUGGAGGCCUUGAUGAAGGACGGAGAUCUCACAACCACGGUUAAGAAUCUUGUACGUGGGAGCGGAAGAUCACAUCCUCUUCUUCUUGAAGCUAAUACGAGUGGCAGUCGAGAAACGGGAAAUAGUACUACAGAAAAGAAGCUAGUCAGUGGAGAAUCCUUAACCACACAGUUAACUGGAGCUCCACAGAGGGAGAGCCUUGUGGUUUCAUAGUCCAGCCGGCGCUUGUAAGCUAGACAUUGUAUUGGAAAAUCAGGAGGAGGAGGUCCUUAUUACUUUCUUUUUCCUAAUAAGCGUAGAAUAACCUUUCCUCUCACACAACUGAGGGAUAAUACUGUAUUAUACGAUGCGUUAUGACUUAGAUACCUCAGUAUAUAUGCACUUGUCACACGAGAUAUUGAAGCGUAUGGUCGUACUGAUUCAUUCUCA
This is a messenger RNA of Rhodamnia argentea, 3735 nucleotides long. Its product is annotated as 4-alpha-glucanotransferase DPE2. Gene Ontology annotation, molecular function: starch binding; 4-alpha-glucanotransferase activity. The coding region runs from base 538 to 3519 and encodes 993 amino acids. The transcript has 21 exons. Gene Ontology annotation, biological process: carbohydrate metabolic process. NCBI's taxonomy places the organism in Eukaryota, Viridiplantae, Streptophyta, Magnoliopsida, Myrtales, Myrtaceae. The record is from RefSeq and is a predicted model, not a curated record.